Rhinichthys klamathensis goyatoka is the source of this 6693-nucleotide messenger RNA. RefSeq names its product zinc finger, SWIM-type containing 8 (gene zswim8). The record is from RefSeq and is a predicted model, not a curated record. Gene Ontology annotation, cellular component: Cul2-RING ubiquitin ligase complex. The transcript has 27 exons. The coding region runs from base 361 to 6225 and encodes 1954 amino acids. Gene Ontology annotation, molecular function: zinc ion binding. NCBI's taxonomy places the organism in Eukaryota, Metazoa, Chordata, Actinopteri, Cypriniformes, Leuciscidae.
GACGAUGUAAGACACCACUUAUAUAUGGGGAAAAGUCAUACGUAUAUUGGUUUAUUAAAUCUUUAGCUAUGGGUUGUCACUUUUUUCAAGAACAAGACCCCUAAGCGUCUCCAGCAACUGGGGUCUAAAAGCAUGGAUUAACUCCACUUAACUGCACCGCAGUGAUGUGCAAGUGCUCCAUCUGACAACCUAUAUAUAGCCUACAUUUUUAAGAAACACAGGCUUUCUUGAGGGACUUCGCAGGGUGUUUGGGUUGAGUGUGAGUUUCCCCUCCCCCUGAGCGAGUGUCACUUUCUCAAAACAACAGAAGCUCAGAGGCACGUUCAUUUGGAGCUUUCAGGUCUCCACACAGCGGAUGUGAUGGAACUGAUGUUCGCUGAGUGGGAAGACGGAGAGAGGUUCUCCUUUGAAGAUUCGGACCGUUUUGAGGAGGACUCCCUGUGCUCAUUCAUAUCAGAGGCGGAAAGCCUCUGCCAGAACUGGAGAGGAUGGAGGAAACAGUCUGCCGGCCCAAAUUCACCCACUGUGAAGAUUAAAGAAGAAAGUCAUACAGGCUUGAAACAACAUGAGGAUGGACAAGUCAUCCCUCUGGUGGAGCUAUCAGCCAAGCAGGUGGCAUUCCAUAUUCCGUUCGAAGUGGUGGAAAAGGUCUAUCCUCCCGUUCCUGAGCAGCUCCAAUUGCGGAUUGCCUACUGGAGCUUUCCAGAGAACGAAGAGGACAUCAGAUUAUACUCUUGUUUGGCCAAUGGCAGCCCUGAUGAGUUCCAGCGUGGUGAGCAGCUCUAUAGAGUGAGAGCUGUUAAAGACCCUCUGCAGAUAGGUUUCCACCUCAGUGCCACAGUAGUGUCGCCCCAGGCUGGCCAAUCAAAAGGAGCCUACAAUGUGGCUGUAAUGUUUGACCGCUGCCGCAUCACUUCCUGCAGCUGCACCUGUGGAGCAGGAGCCAAAUGGUGUGCCCACGUUGUGGCCCUCUGCCUCUUCAGAAUUCACAAUGCUUCUGCUGUGUGUCUUCGAGCACCUGUGUCAGAGUCCCUGUCCAGGUUACAACGGGAUCAACUCCAGAAGUUUGCACAAUACCUCAUCAGUGAACUCCCACAGCAGAUCUUGCCGACAGCUCAGCGUCUUUUGGAUGAGCUUCUUUCCUCCCAGUCUACCGCUAUUAACACCGUGUGUGGAGCCCCGGAUCCUACUGCUGGCCCUUCAGCGUCUGACCAGAGCACCUGGUAUCUAGAUGAGUCCACCCUAAGUGACAACAUAAAGAAGACCUUGCACAAGUUCUGUGGCCCCUCACCGGUUGUGUUUAGUGAUGUGAACUCCAUGUACCUGUCGUCCACCGAGCCUCCGGCAGCUGCUGAAUGGGCUUGUCUGCUGAGGCCCCUGCGAGGUAGAGAGCCAGAGGGCAUCUGGAACCUUCUGUCCAUUGUCAGAGAGAUGUUUAAGAGGAGAGACAGCAACGCUGCACCUCUGUUAGAGAUACUCACCGAACAGUGUCUCACCCAUGAACAGAUCAUUGGUUGGUGGUACAGUGUGAGGACAUCCGCCUCUCACAGCAGUGCCAGCGGGCACACAGGUCGAAGUAAUGGGCAGACAGAGGUCGCUGCACAUGCAUGUGCCAGUAUGUGUGAUGAGAUGGUUGUCUUAUGGAGACUGGCAGUGUUAGACCCUACCAUGAGUCCCCAGAGGCGCUUGGAGCUUGCCGCCCAGCUGAAGCAGUGGCACCUGAAGGUAAUAGAGAUCGUGAAACGAGGGCAGCACCGCAAGUCUCUGGACAAACUCUUCCAGGGCUUCAAACCAGCUGUUGAAUGCUGCUACUUCAACUGGGAAGUGGCCUACCCUUUACCUGGCAUCACCUAUUGCAGCGCAGAUAAGAAAAACGCUUCCUUUUGUUGGGCCAGGGCAAUGCAGCAGCAGCGGGGCAUUAAAGCUGGGACUGGUGGGGAAUCAGGAGAUGGCACUCGUGGUGGCUCCUCAGAAGGUUCUUCCUCUGAACACAAGUCAAGGAGUAACUCACAUCUUCCCCAGCAGGAGGUGGCUGUCCGCCCUAAGGAGACCAUUGUGAGCAAGAGGAAAGGAGUGUCUGGCGUGAACAGCGGAGGCGUUCUGGUUUGUCUGGGUGGCAGGGUCUCUCUCUCACUUCAGGAGGGAGGUAAAGGCAUGUAUAAAGCCAACAGCUCCUCUCCAUCAGCUGGUAGUAAGGCCAAGCUAACGCAGAGCAACAAGGGCUCGUGUGGAAGUUCGAGUGGUGUCAGUGGGAAACACCCUGGCGCAAAGCGGCGAACCAGCAGUGAGGACAGCUCUCUAGAGCCUGACAUGGCAGAGCUGAGUCUGGAUGAUGGCUCCAGCCUGGCGCUCGGGGCAGAGGCCUGCAACACCUUCGAUUUCCUUCCUCCUCCUCCCGAGAUGCUGCCUUCACCCAGCCCGUUGCUCCGUGAGCCACUCAAAUACACCAGCGGUAACGUUUCAAAAGAGCGUGCUUUUGAGACGAAACAUGUGGCACAUGCUGCCAUGCCCUCUGCUGCUGAUGCCCAUGCCUGCUUUUCAAAGGAGAGCUCCAUUGCAACCCCAGUAGUGGUAGCUAUGGAGAAAGAGGUGGAGGUGGAGGUGGAGGCAGACCUGGAUGAAACCGGAGGAGAUGAGGACCCUGUAGACGAUGCUCUGCCCUGUGCGGCGCUCCCCAGCCAGGCUCAGCGGGGCCGCAGAGAGGGAGAUGGAAGUGGAGCUUCAGGGGCCCCAGGACCUCAGGCGGCUGAGGCAGCAGCAGGGGCAGAUGCUGUGGGUGAAGAUGACUAUCAAGCCUACUAUCUUAGCGCUGCCUCAGAAGAGGGAGCGGAUAGAGGGGUUGCAGACGGCAACCAUGAGGAAGAGCCAGACAUCUUUGCUGGGAUUAAACCUCUGGAACAGGAGGGCAGGAUGGAGGUACUGUUUGCCUGUGCUGAGGCUCUCUAUGCUCACGGCUACAGUAAUGAUGCUUGCCGACUGGCUGUUGAACUUGCUCGAGAUCUUCUGUCUAAUCCGCCUGACCUGAAGGUGGAGCAGCCACAGACAAAGGGUAAAAAGAGCAAGGUGUCGACCAGUAAACAGACGCAGGUGGCCACUAACACCCUGUCUAAAGUAGCCUUUCUGCUGACUGUGUUGAGUGAGAGGCUGGAGCUCCAUAACCUGGCCUUCAACACUGGCAUGUUUUCCCUGGAGCUGCAGAGACCUCCUGCUUCUACUAAAGCUCUGGAGGUGAAGCUGGCAUAUCAGGAGUCCGAGGUAGUGGCUCUCCUGAAGAAGAUUCCUCUGGGUCUUGUAGAAAUGACUUCCAUAAGGGACAGAGCAGAGCAGCUCCGUGAUGGAAACUUCUGCGACUAUCGUCCGGUUCUGCCUCUCAUGCUGGCAAGCUUCAUAUUUGACGUGCUCUGCACCCCUGUGGUCUCUCCCACGGGCUCUCGACCUCCUAGCCGGAACCGUAACAAUGAAAUGCCUGGUGAUGAGGAGCUGGGAUUUGAGGCUGCUGUUGCAGCUCUUGGUAUGAAGACAACGGUCAGUGAGGCAGAGCAUCCUCUGCUAUGUGAAGGCACACGGAGAGAAAAAGGAGACUUGGCUCUAGCACUGAUGAUUACCUAUAAAGAUGACCAAAGCAAGCUUAAAAAGAUUCUGGACAAACUCCUUGACCGUGAGAGCCAGACCCAUAAGCCUCAGACUCUGAGCUCAUUUUACUCUAGCAAACCAGCUACCAGCAGCCAAAAGAGCCCAUCCAAACACGCCACCCAUGGUGCCAGCGGAGCCGUGGGGGGAGUGUCAAAGCACACCCCUUCAGCAACAUCAGCUGCUGUGCAGGGCGUGACCGGCGGGGGAGCGGCAGGGCAGCAGGGAGGUUUAGCGGCUGGCGGAGUUCAGAGCACAGCAACGGGAGAGGGCAUCUCUGACAACAGAGAUCAAGAGGGUGCGCAGUCGACCUCCUGUGAGCAGCAAAGCGAAGCUGCACCCUUCAAGCCUGAAGGCACAGUGCCCAGUCGUCUGGCACUGGGGGGCCGCGGGGCAUACGGCACACGCUGCUGGGGAUCACCUGUACGACAGAAAAAGAAACACACUGGCAUGGCAAGCAUUGACAGCAGCGCUCCAGAGACCACCUCAGACAGCUCUCCUACUCUCAGUCGACGCCCACUUCGAGGGGGUUGGACAGCUGCUUCCUGGGGGAGAGGCCAGGACAGUGAUAGCAUUAGCAGCUCUUCAUCUGAUUCACUUGGCUCAUCGUCAUCCAGUGGCUCACGCAGAGCUGGAGGAGGAGCCAGAGCCAAGAGUACUGACACCAGCAGGUAUAAAGGCCGCCGGCCUGAAUGCCAUGCUCCACACGUGCCCAACCAGCCAUCUGAGGCAGCUGCCCAUUUUUACUUUGAGCUGGCCAAGACUGUGCUGAUUAAAGCUGGAGGAAACAGCUCCACCUCCAUUUUCACUCAACCCUCUGCCAGUGGAGGCCACCAGGGGCCUCACCGCAACCUGCAUCUGUGUGCCUUUGAGAUUGGCCUGUAUGCCCUCGGCCUCCAUAAUUUUGUGUCUCCUAACUGGCUGUCAAGGACGUAUUCCUCACAUGUAUCCUGGAUUACAGGCCAGGCCAUGGAGAUUGGAAGUGCUGCCCUCAACAUUCUGGUGGAAUGCUGGGACGGGCACCUUACUCCUCCGGAGGUGGCGUCACUCGCAGACCGCGCAUCAAGAGCACGUGAUCCCAACAUGGUGCGUGCUGCGGCAGAGCUGGCCUUGAGCUGCCUGCCUCACGCUCAUGCCCUGAACCCCAACGAGAUUCAGAGAGCUCUAGUGCAGUGCAAGGAGCAGGAUAAUGUGAUGCUAGAGAAAGCUUGCAUGGCUGUUGAGGAGGCUGCAAAGGGAGGCGGUGUAUAUCCUGAGGUCUUGUUCGAGGUGGCUCACCAGUGGUAUUGGCUGUACGAGCAAACAGUGGGUGGUGGUUCAGGGGCCCAACGAGAGGGUUCCGGCCGCUGCGGGGCCAACGGUGGAGCAAGGAGAACGGCACCCGAGGGAGGCUGCAGUAUCCUGGAUAACACCGGAGUCUUGGAUUCAUCAGGUGUCUCGGCUGUAACUACGACAGUGACGGCAGCCGCCGUAGUACCUGUCAUUUCCGUCGGCUCCACCAUAUACCAGUCACAUGCGCUGCCGGGCUCAGCCAUGGCACACACGGCAGGUCUGCAUCCCUACACCACCAUCCAAACCCAUCUGCCCACCGUCUGCACCCCGCAGUACCUGGGCCACCCGCUUCAGCAUGUCCCCCGUCCUGCCGUCUUCCCCGUCUCUGGGACAGCCUACCCACAGGUAUAUGACUCGAGGAAGGCGUAUCAAGCUGGUUUUAAGAGCAUCUGUUUGUCUUCUCAGGGAAUGCACCCUGCUUUUAUUGGUGCUCAGUACCCAUUCUCUGUGGCCACUGGCCCUCAUCCUCCUAUGGCAGCAACCGCUGUCACUUUCCCUGGCGUUCCAGUGCCGUCCAUGACUCAGAUUGCUGUCCACCCAUACCAUACUGCAGAGGCAGCCCUGCCUCUUAGCACUACUGUGGCAGCAGCAGGAGUACACUCAGGCGCCACCAUCCAGGCCAUUCAGGGGACUUCUCUUCCAGGACUCUCGUCCCAGCCCGCCUCGCUGGUCAGUGCACCAUUCCCUGUGGAAGACGAGCAGCACAGUCAACCAAUCAGCCAGCAGGGCCUGCACUACCUCCACUCGGCCUACAGAGUCGGUAUGCUGGCCUUGGAGAUGUUGGGAAGAAGGGCCCACAACGAUCAUCCGAACAACUUUUCCCGUAGCCCCCCGUACACAGAAGACGUCAAAUGGCUGUUGGGCCUGGCUGCACGUCUUGGUGUGAACCACGUGUACCAGUUUUGUGUGGGGGCAGCGAAAGGUGUUCUUAGUCCGUUUGUCCUGCAGGAGAUCAUUAUGGAGGCUCUGCAGAGGUUAAACCCUGCACAUAUCCACGCACACCUCCGCACCCCUGCCUUCCACCAGCUCGUGCAGCGCUGCCAGCAGGCCUACUUACAGUAUAUCCACCACCGGCUGAUCCAUCUGACUCCCGCAGACUAUGACGACUUUGUGAACAUCAUCCGAAGUGCCCGCGGGGCGUUUUGCCUGACACCAGUUGGCAUGAUGCAGUUCAACGAUGUGCUGCAGAACCUGAAGAGGGGCAAACAGACAAAAGAACUAUGGCAGCGGAUCUCGUUGGAGAUGGCCACCUUCUCACCAUGACUGCUCUAGAGACCAGCGGGGACCGAGACACCCAAUCUCCUGCUGAUUUCCCCCCCCAAAAAGACCACUGACACAGCUCAAUCCGACACACAGUUCCCCUUGAUAGGAAGUGUAGCCAUGCCAACUUCCUGUACAAGACCACUCACAUGACUGAAAAUUUAGUCCUUCAGGCCCAGAAGUCAUGAGAAAGUGGUACAGAGAUACUGGGGCAAGUGAAUUACUUCAGUCAGUGGGUCCCUCCUUCGUCGAGUUGUUGAUCCCAGUGUUGUGUCUGACCCUUUUUUCUUUUGUUACUUUUUGGUGUGUUCAGUCAAGUAACUUAAUGGCGAUCUAUGUUUUAUCUGUGUCCUAACAUCUUUCAUUCACUGAUUAGUAUGUUUUGUGAUCCCCUGAGUUCAUUUAGGUGGUUGAUAAGGGGACUAAGGUUUUCACUUGCUAUGUUGAUGUUUGGUUCAAGUUUGAACAAAA